This is a messenger RNA of Eremomyces bilateralis CBS 781.70, 1053 nucleotides long. RefSeq lists its product as uncharacterized. The record is from RefSeq and is a predicted model, not a curated record. Bases 1 to 1053 code for a protein of 350 amino acids. The transcript has 5 exons. Lineage: Eukaryota; Fungi; Ascomycota; Dothideomycetes; Eremomycetales; Eremomycetaceae. Gene Ontology annotation, cellular component: membrane.
AUGGCCUCAGAAUCAGCAGUACCGGCAGGUAUGCCUCCUGGUAUGCCUCCUGGAAUGAUGCCGGGUGGGAUGUCAGCUGGCGGUCUUCCACCUGGAUUCGGGGCUGGACCAAUCAAUCCAUUCAUGUACAAGCCGAAUGUCCCUGGAAACGUGAUCGGGACCGCGGUGUUUGGCCUAAUCACGAUCACGGCGGUCUUUCAGUGCAUCAAAUAUCGGAGCUGGUACUUCCAUCUGUGGGCACAAGCGUCGCUGAUUACGACGGUGGCAUUGUCUAUCCGGACGUUCGCUGCGAUUCACCUGGGUGAAAUGGAACCGUACAUCAUCUACUCGAUCGCCGUUGGCAUCCCCCCAACCAUGAUCGCCAUCGGAUUGUUCAUGACCUUCACCCGGAUCAUCUGGUUCGUCGCCCCAGACGAAUGCAUCACGAUCCGUCACCUGUGGCUGCCGUCUGACUGGGUCACGUUCUUGCUCGGACUCAUGUUUGCCGCGGCCGAAAUCAUCCGCGCCGCCGGCGGCAAGCUCCAUCUGGACAAUAUCGUCCUUCUCGCCGUGUGGAUCCAAUGGAUCACGCUGGCGUGCUUUGUGGUCCUGGCGACUCGGUUCUUGAUCGAGAGCGAGUCGUGGGCGUGCUAUCCCGACCGAAAGCAGUGGCGAAAACUGCUCGUGGCGGUCGAGGCCAGUGCAUUAAUCCUGAUGUUCCGUGCCACGCAUUCGAUCGUCACUGUCCAGGAGUUGAAGAAUCCGAUGGCUUCCCAGAACAAGCAUGAAUGGAUCUUCUGGGUGUUUGACGUCCUUCCAACUCUCGCUGUAUAUAUCAUCCAGGCGAUCUGGCAUCCCGGUCAGUACCUCCCCCGCUGGCUCACCACGUUUAUUUUCCGGAAGAAACUGGUGGUGGCGGAACGCCGUAUCCGGGCGAGAGGGACGGGGUUCAACAUCUCCCCUCCGAUGCCGGCGGACCCCAAGUCCUUCGAGGUGACGUUUGCGGAAGUGGAGCUGGGGACGGUUCGGAACGCGUACAAUGGGCGGCGACCGCACGCUGUGCGUGCGUAUUAA